AUGGGCAAGGAGGAAGGUGCUUCUGCUCGAAAAACACAAACUCCAGCAGCACAGCCUGUACCACGACCAGUUUCUCAAGCAAGACCACCUCCAAACCAGAAAAAAGGAUCUCGAACUCCCAUAAUCAUUAUUCCAGCAGCCACAACCUCUUUAAUAACGAUGCUUAAUGCAAAGGACCUUCUGCAAGAUCUGAAGUUUGUACCAUCAGAUGAAAAGAAGAAACAAGGCUGCCAACGAGAAAAUGAAACUCUUAUACAGAGAAGGAAGGACCAGAUGCAGCCGGGGGGAACUACAGUCAGCGUUACUGUACCUUAUCGAGUAGUAGACCAACCUCUGAAACUUAUGCCACAAGACUGGGAUCGUGUGGUGGCAGUGUUUGUACAGGGUCCUGCUUGGCAGUUCAAAGGCUGGCCUUGGCUCUUGCCUGACGGAUCACCUGUUGAUAUCUUUGCAAAAAUUAAAGCUUUUCAUCUCAAAUAUGAUGAAGUACGUCUGGAUCCAAAUGUACAGAAAUGGGAUGUAACAGUGUUAGAAUUAAGCUACCACAAAAGACACUUGGACAGGCCAGUAUUUCUACGCUUCUGGGAAACUUUGGACAGGUAUAUGGUAAAGCACAAAUCUCACUUGAGAUUCUGAAUCUUUCAGCUGCCAUUUAUUUCCUGAAGUAUGGAUUGAGAAAACUGAAAGGGGCUCCAGUUCGGAGACCAGAGCUCGCACUAUAUAUGUCAUGUCAAGAACUUUACAAAUGAAGAAGGGUCACAGUUUAAACUUUUUAUAAGAAUCUUGUUUGGAUGCUUCAUGCUAUGGCAGGUUGAUACCUGUUGUUAUUCAGAAGCAAAGGGGUUUUGCUCAAAACUAUUUUUUUAAUGUUGUUAGCCUUCUAGUCUGCAAUCCAAAUUGUAUAUUUUGAUAGCAGCAGUUUCUUCUCUGUUUUGUUAAAUUAGCCACAUUUUUAAAUAAUGUGUUUUGUUCCUUAUUAGAAAAUAGAUUGAUCUUCACUGCAGGUUACAAAUGUGUGUGUGUGCGCGCGUGUGCGCACGUGUGUGUGUAUAUAUGUGUGUGUGUGUCUAUAUAUAUAAUGUAUAAAAAAAAAAAAUUAUAGACACACUAACACACACAUAGAUGUUACCAGGCUUUCUAAACCACUUAGCUUCUGAGCUUACUUUUGGUUUUCUUUGCUUAUUGUUUCACUUACUGAAAAUAUUUUGUUGUGAAUGAUAUUACAUUUUACUCAAUAGACUUGCAAACUGAGCAAAGUGAAAAUUGUUUUGGAUAAAUCAAAAUGUCAACCUGUAUAUGUAUAUUCUGUCAGUCUUUGUUGAAAAAGGGAAGAUGAAAAAUCUAGAAACACUUUUUUGGAUUUGUAAUGUCCCAGUUUACUAAAUCUUUAAACUUUAUUAUAGGAACACCUUCAAGUCAUAUUAACUUUAAAUUGCCAUUCUCCACACAGGUCUCUUUAUUUAAAUUGAAAGUGUGCAUGUGUACAUUCCCAUCUAUCAAAAUACCUUUACAUAUGAGUCUAAAUGUUACCUAGAUUAAACAAUGAAUAGAGAUGGAGAGAGUUUGGAUUUUUUUUCCUGAAACAGCCACCACAAGGAAUGAGUAAUUUUAACUACUUUGCAUUUAUACCUCUAAUACCACCUCUAAUGUUAUUUUCUUGUGACAAAAGUAGCCCAGACUAUGUCUACAGGAGUUGUAAUUUUCUGAGAUGAGUGGCCAAUAUGGCCUCCUAAUAGUCCUGCAUUGGAAUGGAAAAUGAGCUUACUCCAGUUACCAAAGAACAGAUUUGCUUGAUCCACAGUAUGAGUAUAACUGAGGCCAGAAGACCCUGGUAUCUGUGUGAAUUUAUGGUAUCUCUGUAUCUAUUUAAUAACAGUAAGUUGAUAUUGCGUACCAGUGGAUGUAGAGAAUGAUCAAAUACUGUAACACCUGCAUGAAUUUUUUUCUGGGAUAGAAAACACAUGUUUAUAUUCCUGUUCUUGAAAUUCCAAACCAUGUUUUUUAAUAUACCUUACAUUUAAGGUUUGACAAAAGUAAAAUGUUCUACCUAUUCUUCUUUAGUUUUGCUUUUUAUUUGAUGUUACCUUCAUUUUUAAUAAAAUCAGAAGGCACAUCUCCUUAAGAGGUUUUUAAAACUGUCUUAAAUUUGAGGACUGUGAGGUCUGACUUGUAAUUAUGUUUCUAUCCCUGCUAUGUCGAGAUGACUAUUUUUAAAUGGUCUUAAUGGAAACGUGAAAAAAAAAAGC
Molecule: messenger RNA, 2246 nt
Organism: Pelecanus crispus (Dalmatian pelican)
Lineage: Eukaryota; Metazoa; Chordata; Aves; Pelecaniformes; Pelecanidae
Source: RefSeq, a predicted model, not a curated record